Molecule: messenger RNA, 1206 nt
Organism: Caenorhabditis remanei
Lineage: Eukaryota; Metazoa; Nematoda; Chromadorea; Rhabditida; Rhabditidae
Exons: 3
Coding region: 1-1206 (401 amino acids)
Biological process (GO): peptidyl-lysine dimethylation; peptidyl-lysine trimethylation; peptidyl-lysine monomethylation
Molecular function (GO): histone H3K4 methyltransferase activity; protein binding; transcription coactivator activity
Source: RefSeq, a predicted model, not a curated record
AUGGAUGAGUUCAUCAAAUGGUGUAAGGGUCGAGGAUACAGUUUCGACGGUCUCGAAAUCACGUGCCCACCUGGAAAUUGCGGAAACGGAAUCUAUGCAACACGUUCGUUCAGGAGUGGAUUACCAAUCAUCACUCUCCCAGAAUACGAUAUGAUCAAUUCGGCUCUUGUUCUCGAUCUUCCGUUCUAUCGAAAGAAAAUGGCUAAUGUGAAUGAGAAACUGAAACCGAUGGAAAUUUUGACAAUGUUCUUUUGUUUCGAAGACUUUGAACAAUCCGCGUGGUCUCCGUACUUGAAAGUUCUACCGAAAGAGUUUGAUACUCCAGCAUUCAAAAGAAUUGACUACGAUGUGAACACACUACCGUUGUCUAUUCGAAAAUAUUGGAUUGAUCAGAAAAAAGAGAUUUCUGAUAUCUCGGAGAAGCUCCGCCGUCUUUUCCCCGAACUGGCGCAUGAUAAGAUUUUAUGGGCGUGGCAUGUAGUCAACACCAGAUGUAUUUUUGUCGAAAAUGAGGAACAUGACAACGUGGAUAACACAGAUGGUGACACGAUUGCAGUUAUCCCAUAUGUCGAUAUGCUUAAUCAUGAUCCCGAAAAGUAUCAGGGUGUGGCACUACACGAGAAACGAAAUGGACGGUAUGUCGUGCAAGCAAGACGUCAAAUUUUAGAAGGAGAACAAGUGUUCGUUUGCUAUGGAGCUCAUGAUAAUGCACGACUUUUGGUUGAAUAUGGAUUCACGUUGCCACAUAAUUUGGGUGCUAAAGUUCUGAUUCCUCAGGAAGUUCUUCUAACCCUCGCCAAAAUCGCUGGAAUUCAAGUAACACGAGAACAUGAGAUGGUUCUCGAAGAAGUUGGUCUCCCAAGUCAUCUAUAUGCAACUGAUGAGGGACCAAGUUGGUCAUUACGAACAAAUGUGCGUGUGAUGCUUUUAGAGCAUUGGCAGAUGGCAAAUGGACGAUGGAAGAAAAUUAUCUAUUCUCAUGACCCCAUUGAUGAGGAAGUUGAUCAAAAAAUUGAUGAGAAACUGGAAAUCAUGUUGAAAGAAUUGAGGAAUGGAGUUGUCGAAAAAACUAAGAAAAUGCCACAAGAGGUACAAUGGAUGUGGGAAGAGCAAGUAAAAGUGUGCGACGUGGCGAUUGAAUCUUUCGAAAAACCGAAAACUCCAGUUCAAGAAGAGAAGAAAGAAGAAGUUGCAGAAUUAGAGUAG